AUGGGUCACUGUAGAAAGGGCCUGGGGACAGCUUCCCUCCUCUCUGUCUUUGUGGUCCAGCCCAGGCCCCCUGCCCCCACAUUCCCUGAUUCCCAGCUCUGUGACAUCACAGAUAGCCUCCUGUCCACUCUGCCAGCUGCAGCAGCCCACCAAAACCUGGCUUCAAAGAUCUGCUGUUUAUGCUGCACAGAAUGUGAGGAGCCCCAGGUCACCGACCACGCCAAGGUUCCCAGUCAAACCCAAGAGAAGCCUUCCUGGACAGGCAGUUUGCAGGUUUUCAAGAAUGAGCUCAACAAACAGAAAUCUAAGUACACAGUCACCAAAUCCCUGAUGUCUCCAGAAACUACAUCUUCCUUCAGCAGCAGUGACCUUGAGGAUAUGGAUAUAUACACUUCCCAAAGAGGAUUUCACAAGAGGAAACUAAGCCGAUACCGCCAGGAGCACUGGCCCUUCCAGCCCUGUCUCAUUGGGAGGCCCUGAGCCUUCUAGUUACAGUGCCACGUGGGCUCUGAGCUGUGCAGCAGCUGGAGUGUCUCCAUGAGAAAGAAAGCUGUGGUCAGGAGUCAUGAAGACUGAUUCCGAAAC
This is a messenger RNA of Castor canadensis (American beaver), 585 nucleotides long. The record is from RefSeq and is a predicted model, not a curated record. Lineage: Eukaryota; Metazoa; Chordata; Mammalia; Rodentia; Castoridae.